AUGAGAAAUGUGGAGAGAAAACCUUCAGUGACUUCUUGUGAUGCUCCUUCUGCUUUGGAUUGGAGGAAACAUGGGGUUGUCACUGAUGUUAAAAACCAAGGGAACUGUGGAUCUUGUUGGGCAUUUUCGGCAUGUGGAUCAAUGGAGGGAAUAAAUGCAAUAGCCACUGGUGAACUUAUUAACCUUUCUGAACAAGAACUUGUCAGUUGUGAUUCAUCCAAUUCAGGUUGUGAUGGUGGACUUAUGGACUAUGCUUUUGAAUGGGUGAUCAACAAUGGUGGCAUUGAUUCAGCUUCUGAUUAUCCAUAUACUGCAUCUCAAGGCACCUGCAAUAUCACCAAGGAAAAGACUAAGAUUGUAACAAUUGAUGGAUACCAAGAUGUUGCACAAAAGGAAAGUGACCUUCUUUGUGCUGUUGCUCAACAACCUGUUAGUGUUGGCAUAGAUGGAUCUAGCUUGGAUUUUCAACUAUAUAAAGGAGGAAUUUAUGAUGGAGAUUGUUCUAGUAAUCCAGAUGACAUAGAUCAUGCAGUAGUAACAGUAGGAGAUGAUGAGUAUUGGAUUAUCAAGAACUCAUGGGGUACAUAUUGGGGAAUGGAGGGGUAUGCCUAUAUAAGAAGGAACACUGAUUUGCCAUAUGGAGUUUGUGCCAUUAACUCAAUGGCUUCUUAUCCAACAAAAGAAUCGUCUUCUUCGCCAUCUCCUUAUCCGAUUCCAGUCCUUCCACCACCUCCCCCUCCAUCUUCGCCUUCACCAAGUGAAUGUGGAGACUACUAUUACUGUCCAGCAGGUCAAACAUGUUGCUGUGAAUUGGAGUUUUUUGGAUUAUGCUUCAUUCAGGGAUGCUGUCUUUAUGAAAGUGGUGUUUGA
Messenger RNA from Nicotiana attenuata, 870 nucleotides. RefSeq names its product oryzain beta chain-like. Lineage: Eukaryota; Viridiplantae; Streptophyta; Magnoliopsida; Solanales; Solanaceae. The coding region runs from base 1 to 870 and encodes 289 amino acids. The transcript has 4 exons. Gene Ontology annotation, molecular function: cysteine-type endopeptidase activity. The record is from RefSeq and is a predicted model, not a curated record. Gene Ontology annotation, cellular component: lysosome.